Molecule: messenger RNA, 2710 nt
Organism: Equus caballus (horse)
Lineage: Eukaryota; Metazoa; Chordata; Mammalia; Perissodactyla; Equidae
Gene: CLDN15
Product: claudin 15
Biological process (GO): cell adhesion; bicellular tight junction assembly
Cellular component (GO): plasma membrane; bicellular tight junction
Molecular function (GO): structural molecule activity
Source: RefSeq, a predicted model, not a curated record
ACGGGCAUUUGGCAUGGAGUAGCAGGGGUCUUGGGAGAGGUGAGGAAGCCAGGACACCUCGGCUGUAGGUGGAAGGUCAGGGCCCAGUCGGCACCCAGACUGCUUUACCCCACACCCGCCUGUGCCAGGCUCAGCGUGGGCCUGUCUUGCUUCACUGCAUACCUCUCGUUCCACAGCCAAGCCAGCCCAGCCAGGGGGCGGGGAGGAGUCUCACACGGGGAAGGGGGGCGUGGGGGUUACAGUUCACCAGCUCAGUGAUGUCCUGUGUGACUGCCCGGGGGUAGGAUCAGCCCCUCAGAGGCCACGUUGCCAGAAGAGAACCGGAGCAAUCCUGGCUGGGGCCUUGGGGCAGGAAAUGAGACUGUCCCCAUCAGGACAGGUGCUCAGCCUUGGCUUGGGGUAGGAACCCAGAGGUUUCUAAUCUGUCGUAAUUAAUAAAGCUGGUGACAGUUCUGAUAAUUCUAAGCUUCUUGAAUUAGCCCCAGGAUCACGUUCUGGGCUGGUGACAGCCCCUGAGGGCCCCUUGGCAGCAGGUUCAAGCUCAUUGCUGAUCAAAGAUCAAUUGCUUGAUCAAAGAGUCAAAGAUCAACCCACCAAGGGGGGACAUUCAAGUUCAGGAAAUUGAAGCUUAGAGGUAAGCAGCUGCUGGUGGCUUCACCCCGGGCCUGGAGCACCCAGACCCAGGUCACUCACUGAGGACGAGCAGUUCAUAUGUGCAGGUGCUUUGAUCUGUGGCCACAGUUAUUACAACCUAGGAGGUGAGGAAAUCCACAGAAGCAGAAAUGAGCACCACCCACAUGCCCGUGGCACUCUGCUAAAUGACGGGGUCUGGUCUGAAUCCAGACGGACGACCCCAGAGCCCUGGGUUCCUCCCGGAGACCCCGUUCCCUUACUCAACUUCGGUUCUCCUUGGAGACUCCAAUGGCCAACCCCUAGGGCUGUGAGUCUCUAGACUUGUCCUCACCGACAUCCAGAGGAGGUGGCUCUGCUCCCUGGAUCCGUCCGCUACUGAAAGCUACGGUGGGCCUGUCUGUGGUCAUUCUCUGUCUGUCCCUGUCGCUUGUCUCUCAGUCACCUUCUCUCUCCUUGUCCCUCUUAUUCCAUUCUCUGGCUCCCAAUGAAAGCCGAGUCAGAGACAGACGCUUCCCCUUGACUCCCAGUGCCUCCCAUGGGGGCCCCUCCUUGGCUGCAUCCGUUAGUCACUCCCCCCACCCUCGUGGGGCGGGAGCCCAGGGCAGCCCGGAGGCCGGGGGGAGGGGGUGGACUUUUGGCCCAUUCCGUUUAUUCCCUCCAUCGCCUCGUCAACAGCUGCCGCACGCUCUUAGCUCAUUCCUCCGACCAACCUGCGGGGAAGCAGAGAGACCCAGAGAGAGGAGACAGAAACCGGGAGACAGACCUGCGGGGAAGCAGAGAGAGCCAGAGAGGGAAGGAGACAGAAACCAGGAAACAGACCAGAGCGAGGCCGAAGCCCAGGCUGCAGGUGGCCUUCUGCCCUCCCCCUCCCUCUCUCUCCCGCCUGCCUUAACAGCCCUCCUUAGCCAAAGCCGCUUCACCUUCCUCCGGGGCUCAGCCCCUUCCCCUCUCUGGGGCCCCAGGCGCCCCCUCGGGGCCUGCGUCCCACCAUGUCGGUGGCUGUGGAGACCUUCGGCUUCUUCAUGGCAGCCCUGGGGCUGCUGAUGCUGGGGGUGACCCUGCCAAACAGCUACUGGCGAGUGUCCACCGUGCACGGGAACGUCAUCACCACCAACACCAUCUUCGAGAACCUCUGGUAUAGCUGUGCUACCGACUCCCUCGGAGUCUACAACUGCUGGGAGUUCCCGUCCAUGCUGGCCCUCUCUGGGUACAUCCAGGCCUGCCGGGCGCUCAUGAUCACCGGCAUCCUCCUGGGCUUCCUGGGCCUCUUCCUGGGCAUGCUGGGGCUGCGCUGCACAAACAUUGGCAGCAUCGAGCUCUCCAGGAAAGCCAAGCUGGCGGCCACCGCAGGGGCCCUACACAUACUGGCUGGUGUCUGCGGCAUGGUGGCCAUCUCCUGGUACGCCUUCAACAUCACCCGGGACUUCUUCAACCCCUCGUAUCAAGGAACCAAGUACGAGCUGGGCCCCGCCCUCUACCUGGGCUGGAGCGCCUCGCUGCUCUCCAUCCUGGGCGGCUCCUGCCUCUGCGCUCACUGCUGCUGCGCCCCCGACGAGGACCCCGCCGCCAGGGCCCGGCCUCCCUACAAGGCCUCCGCGCUGCGCUCCGCCAGCCUCGCUGCCCGCCUGUCCCCCGCGGCCGCGGAUGAAGAAGACAGCAGCUUUGGCAAAUACGGAAAAAACGCUUACGUGUAGGAGGCCUGGCCUGUGGACCCCAUUCCCUUCCCACUGCCCCCAGCGGAGAGGGGUCCCCGGAACCCGGGCCGCAGGCACCGGCCCACGCUCCUUGUAACAACCUCAGGGGCAGACAGCGCCCCAGGCCCCGCCCCGUGCUCGGAAGCCAUGCCCAGCUGUGGCCGCACCGCGGGUCCCGUCUCUCCUAUGGGAGCUCAGCCCCGGACACGCGUCCUGCGUUUGGCCAAGAACCCGUCUCCUGAGAACUCACCUCGGACUCCUAAGGUCGGACCCCUCUUUUUCUUCUGAGUCUAGGCUCUGGGUGGUUAAGGGGGCCGAGCUGUCCCCGAGUGUUUGUAUUCUAUAUAAAUACAUACAUAAAUAAAUUUGUAUUGUGAACUGUC